Molecule: messenger RNA, 2464 nt
Organism: Sardina pilchardus (European sardine)
Lineage: Eukaryota; Metazoa; Chordata; Actinopteri; Clupeiformes; Clupeidae
Gene: rabac1
Product: Rab acceptor 1 (prenylated)
Exons: 7
Coding region: 346-924 (192 amino acids)
Cellular component (GO): Golgi apparatus
Source: RefSeq, a predicted model, not a curated record
UGAAACGGCUAUUGCUGCUAAACGUUACCAGUUAACACUCUUUUCAAAUAUAUUCACAUUAGUCAUCAAGUGAAGCUCGGAGCAAAAUUACACUUUGGCAAGCAGUCGUGUGUUCGUAAAAUGCACACAAGGAAUCCAGACCAAAUUACCGACAUUCUGGUGAGACACAACCGUAGGUGGCGCUAACCAUGGAUCGCUGGCGAAGAAGUGGAAAUGUGACGUUGGCUCCACAUCACUUCCCUAUGCCACGAAAGACAGCCGGGAGCUAAGUGUAAACAGCAACAACCAAAGAAGUUGAAAAGACAGAUACAGACAGCGCUGGAGUGACCCCAAGACAGAGGCGAGAUGGACACCAAAGUGGAGGAUCCGUUUGCUGAAGAGGCCGCGGCAGAGCCCCCAGCGGUCCAGAGCAUCGUGGGGAGACUGUGGCUGGUCAAAGGCAUGUCGGGGACGAUGGCGAAGGACUGGCUGGACCGGCGGCGCAAGUCCAUCCGUCCGUGGGCCUCGUUCGUGGACCAGCGCAAGUUCUCCAAGCCGCGCAACUUCGGAGAGGUGUGUCAGCGCGUCGUCCGUAACCUGGACACCUACCAUAGCAACUACACCUUCAUCUUCCUCGGCCUGAUCCUCUACUGCAUUAUCAGCUCUCCCAUGCUGUUGAUCGCCUUGGCUGUGUUUGCUGGAGCAUUCUACAUCAUCCACCUCAAGUCUCUGGAGAACAAACUUGUCGUGUUUGGGCGGGAGCUAACGCAGGGACACCAGCUGGGAUUGGCUGGAGGGGUCUCCUUCCCUGUGUUCUGGUUGGCUGGAGCUGGUGCAGCCGUCUUCUGGGUUCUGGGUGCCACGCUGGCUGUGAUUGGCUCCCAUGCUGCAUUCCGUGAGCUGGAGUCGUCAGACUUGGAUGACCUCCUGAUGGAACCCGUCUAGAACUCGACCCUUGGUCCCUCAACUCUGACCUUUCAGCUUCUCAAGCCUCCUGCAUACCCAGAAUGCACCUCUUCUCAAGCCUCCUGUAUACCCAGAAUGCACCCCUUCUUGAACCUCCUAUUUACCCAGAAUGCACUGUGCUUGCCUCCUCUAUGGGGACACAAGAUAUGGACCAUUCCACAUAUGAACACAAACACACACACACACACACACCGCUCCUGUGGUAGUUGAUUAGACCAUAUCAUUAGAUAUGGUUCUGGAGUGCUCCAUACUCACACACACACACACACACACACACACACACACACACACACACACCGCUCCUGUGGUAGUUGAUUAGACCAUAUCAUUAGAUAUGGUUCUGGAGUGCUCCAUACUCACACACACACACACACACAACACACACACACACACACACACACACACACACACACGCACACACACACACACACACACACACACCGCUCCUGUGGCAGUUGAUUAGACCACAGCAUGAGCCCAGAGGUGUGCGCUUAUAGAUGCGUCAUGUAUGAUCUAUAUCAUAUCAUAUCUAUAUAUUAUAUCAUGUCCAUAUAUGGUGUGCAGGACGAGGCAGCGCAGCCAGCGCGCAGAUCCUGUAGUGCAGCCUUUAGAAUCUUCAGACUUUUCGCUGCUUGUCUAGAAUGGCCCCGAUGUGGCCCUGAUGUGGCCCUGAUGUGGCCCUGAUGCCAGUCGAAGAGCACAGCGUGCGUUAUUAUGGUACAUUAGUGCAAAUGGUUUUUUUUACUUUUUUUUUCCUAAUGUUUUUUAUUGUGAAAGUUUGUGCCUAAAGUUACUUAAAACAGGUCAAAUACUUUUGCAUUAUGUACAAAACUAAACAAGUAUGUGAACACUUGUGUCUGUAUCUUAUAUCUAUGCUUCACAAAUCAUGUUUCUGAAUGAUUGAUAGAGCUGGGGUGUGUUUUCCCAAAACACAGAGUUGCUAACUAAGUCAGCAUAGAUUAUCUGACCAGAUAGAUUGAGUAGAUUUAGUUGAGUUCCUUUAAGAUUAGCAUGGCUAGCUGACUCUAGCAUAGUUAGCUGACUAGCAUAGUUAGCUGACUCUAGCAUAGUUAGCUGACUCUAGCAUACUCUAGCAUAGUUAGCUGACUCUAGCAUAGUUAGCUGACUCUAGCAUACUCUAGCAUAGUUAGCUGACUAGCAUAGUUAGCUGACUCUAGCAUAGUUAGCUGACUAGCAUAGUUAGCUGACUCUAGCAUGGUUAGCUGACUCUAGCAUACUCUAGCAUAGUUAGCUGACUAGCAUAGUUAGCUGACUCUAGCAUAGUUAGCUGACUAGCAUAGUUAGCUGACUCUAGCAUGGUUAGCUGACUCUAGCAUACUCUAGCAUAGUUAGCUGACUCUAGCAUGGUUAGCUGACUCUAGCACACUCUCAUAUUCUCCUCUGUGCUCAUUAAAUCUCCUCUUUCGGCGCACAUGUUUACCCCCUGCGGAUCUGCAACCCGUUGCUCCUUAUUUUGUACAAUAACUAAUGGGAUGUGCAAUAAAUCUACAUGCCUGUU